This is a messenger RNA of Eremomyces bilateralis CBS 781.70, 999 nucleotides long. RefSeq names its product HET-domain-containing protein. The transcript has a single exon. The annotation marks the transcript as partial. Lineage: Eukaryota; Fungi; Ascomycota; Dothideomycetes; Eremomycetales; Eremomycetaceae. The record is from RefSeq and is a predicted model, not a curated record.
CUCCCUACAAGGCUAGUCGAUGUCGGUACCACUGCACACAUUCAGCCUCGUCUUCGGAUUUCAGCAGAUAUAGAUGGAAUACCUCCAUACUUGACCCUGAGCCAUUGCUGGGGUGAAAAUAUCCCAAAACGACUACUCCAACGGGACUUGACAAACAUGAUGACAUCCAUCCGGUUCAAGGAGCUCUCUAAAUCAUUUCAAGAUGCCUUGAUCAUUACCAAGGAACUAGGGUUCCAGUAUAUAUGGAUUGAUGCGCUCUGCAUAAUUCAAGACUCUGACUCUGACGAGGACUGGCGAAGAGAGUCUGCUCAGAUGUGCCAGGUGUAUUCGAACUCAGCUUGCAACCUCGCUGCCACAGCCUCCAAGGACGGCUCAGGGGGGCUCUUUAGACCGCGCGAUACUCGCCCGCUUCACCCUCUACGUGUCAGAGUAGGAAAGUCUACCCACAAUGUCGUCGAUAACCAGUUGUGGGAGAGAGAGGUCGAGCGUGGUCCUCUCAACCAAAGGGCUUGGGUUUGCCAAGAACGAUUACUAGCACCCCGUAUCCUCCAUUUUGCUUCCACGCAGGUUUUCUGGGAAUGCAAUGAGUCCCUUGCAUGCGAGUCAUUUCCUUUCGGAGUUCCACCCUGUGUUGAGAGCCGGUCCCUGACGAGUAUAGACCAGGCGCUAACAGUGACGUAUAAGAGCGUUUUGGAUGAGAGCGCACAUGACCUGGAUAUGGUUUCCUCCAAAAUACUUGAUAUUGUGGCACAUGAUUUGUGGAACUCUAUUGUAGAGCGGUACACAAAAGCUGGCUUAAAACGCGAGACCGAUAAGCUAAUCGCUAUCGGAGGCGUUGCAGAGGCGAUGCAUCGAGCACUAGGGGAUUCCUAUCUCGCUGGGCUCUGGCGUCGUUAUUUCGAAUAUCAACUGCUGUGGUACUGCGACGACUCCCAAAGUUCGAAACCGAAACAAUACCUUGCCCCUUCUUGGUCCUGGGCGUCUGUCAAUGGCAAAAUC